Messenger RNA from Oreochromis niloticus (Nile tilapia), 1513 nucleotides. RefSeq lists its product as uncharacterized. Bases 266 to 901 code for a protein of 211 amino acids. The transcript is spliced from 5 exons. The record is from RefSeq and is a predicted model, not a curated record. NCBI's taxonomy places the organism in Eukaryota, Metazoa, Chordata, Actinopteri, Cichliformes, Cichlidae.
UCUCCAAGACAUUUUUUCCCAUAAGGAGCGUUUUUGCGGCGCUUUUAUUUUGAAAUAAUGAACUAGAAAUUUUCCUGCAGUCUGUCAGCCUUGACUCAGGAGUUGCUAAGGCAUGAGCGCCAUAGCAACCGGCUCAACAGUGAAGGAAACGUGGAGAUUUUAAUGUUCAUGUUGUUUAAACACACGUGGAAGAAGAAAAUGAUGAUGAUGAAGGGUCCCUUCCAACCAUCGAGACCGGAUACAGAAACAUCCAAAUGAGGUAAAAAUGCCAGGAACUAAAGUCAUCAAGCCUAAACCAGUCGAUACAACGAGGAAAACCCAGGAGAGACCCAAAGCAGCCAAAGAGUCGCAGAGUGGGCUCCGAGUUCCCGCUGUGCGUAAAAGCCGAGCCUCUAGCUGUCCGAGAAACCCGCAGCCUGAGCGGUGCCAGAGACCGGCCGGCGGGGCGCAGGGGUCACCCUCCAAACCAGGGAGCGAGAGGAGAACCAGGUCCACCUCCACUGCCCCCAAACCUCCACAGAACUGCUCCAAAGCGAACCGGGACUGCAGGAGGGCCAAUCAUGCCGCCGUGGAGCCCAAAUAUCAAAGAGAGCAGAGGGCAGUCCGAGCUGAGGCCAAGUACACAACAAGCCACAGUAACAAAGCUUUCACCGUCAUCCCCCCGAACCCCAAGAAGAGAAGAGAGAUCCAGAAAAAGGCGGAGGCGGAGCUCGCCGCUUUAGAGGAGCUGCGUCUGAGCCGAGCGAUGGCGUACGUUUCCAUUAACCCCAGCAGUGUCGGUGGCUGCAUGAGUCUGGAGGAAGUACGCUCGAAGCAGCAGCAGGAAAUGAUGCUGGCAAAGAAGAAGCAGAAACCGAUGAAGAAGCCGGUGUUGGAGGAAGCGUCCGUCCUGACGAGCUGAGCGUCUCCUCCCGCCUCGACUCCUCGCUGCAGCUGAAACACAGAAAUCACAUGUUUAAGGAGCAAACUUUGAAUAAGUAUUUUUAGUGAAAUAUUUACAGAUGAAAAAACAAAUAUCAGAGCUCACAUAUGUCAUCGUUGUUGUCAUAUAGUGGUUUGAUUAUGGUUGUUUAGGCGUUUCAAAGUUCUGUGAGUAGCUUUGUGGUCGAAUGAAAACUUACUUUUUAUCCAAGUUUAAAUAGAAAAUAACUUUAUUAACAGGUCGAUGACUCAAACAUCUUCCUCCGAGGUUUCAGCCAUCACGUCAGUAACAUGGAGCUCAGGGAAUCUUAUAUGUGCAGCUCAAACUAUGCAGCCAUCUCUGGCCUGAAUGUGAUAAAUAUAAACAGUUUUGUGCUAACACAGGUGGUUCACUGCUCACAGGUACUCCAGUCUUUCACCUGUUGAAUGUGUUUGGUUAGAUUCACUUUUCUAUGCAGGAUUCUGUUGUAUUUUCUUUACCUUUGUUUUUAUUUUAUUUGUAGUUUUCAUUAAAUCUGCAGCUGUGUCCAACAGACUGAGUCCGUGUGUUCAAGCUGCAAACACCGGAAAUAAAAAUGUUUGCUGCAACAAA